This is a messenger RNA of Trematomus bernacchii (emerald rockcod), 7582 nucleotides long. Its product is annotated as growth factor receptor-bound protein 10-like. NCBI's taxonomy places the organism in Eukaryota, Metazoa, Chordata, Actinopteri, Perciformes, Nototheniidae. The transcript has 14 exons. The coding region runs from base 788 to 2077 and encodes 429 amino acids. The record is from RefSeq and is a predicted model, not a curated record. Gene Ontology annotation, molecular function: insulin receptor binding. Gene Ontology annotation, biological process: negative regulation of insulin receptor signaling pathway; negative regulation of Wnt signaling pathway; insulin receptor signaling pathway.
CUGCUCUCCAGACUGUUGCCUCUUUCAGGCUGUGGAGUUGUUCCCUGGUGGUUUUGUGUGAAGUGCAGGGCCGCAGGAUCCCUGCUGUGGACUGAAUAUGUUGAGUAUGUGGGUGUGUGAGGAUACAUGCACUAACAUACACACACACGACUUCUCUGUGAUAUGUGGAAGAUGAUAUUAGUCGUCUUUGCGUUUUGCAGCCACUUUCCCAUGUUCAUUUGAUCAUAUGUACGUGUGUGUUGCAUGUGGGAGCUCUCUCUCUCUCUCUCUGUGUGUGAAUCUACUCAUACAGUGGUGUGAAGCAGCUGGUCGGUGGUUAUCUGUGCAGCAACACACUCGGUGAAAAUUACACCCGAUUUUAAAUGUCGCUUGUUGCAGAAAUGGUUUAAAAUGGCGCAACAAUGGGAGGUACUCUGGCUUUGAAUCAUACCCGCUUGCUGCUCCCAGCCGUGAAAUGUUUAGGGACAAACAGCAACAUGUGUAAACAACACACUGCGUUACUUCGCUGUCCGUGUGUGAAUACGUGUUUCUUCUACUUUUCACAUUGUGGAUAUUCUCGCAUGUGACAGAAAACGUGUUGUUGUGGGUUUACAUGUGUGUUUGGUGGAUGUGCGUGUGAGUACGUUUGGUUGAGAUGUGGACAAAAGGGUUGAACUGAGAGCACAGGGGCAGACCUUUUCCUGGACGUCAUUUUCCUUUUUUUUUUAAGCGGCUCUCAUGUUGGAGGGAUAGAGUAAUGUGAACAGGACUUUUUUUUUCUUUCUAAGAGUGGACACAGCACCUGGUUAUGGAGAUAGUGAAGGUGUGGAGCGAGGAUGGGGCCGGUAAAGUGGUGGAGAUCCCGGCAGACAUGACGUCCAGAGACGUGUGCCAGCUCCUGGUCUACAAGAGCCACUGUGUGGACGACAAUGCUUGGACACUGGUGGAGCACCACCCCAUCCUGGGCCUUGAGAGAUGUCUGGAGGACCACGAGCUGGUGGUUCAGGUUCAAGCCUCCAUGAGCAGCGACAGUAAAUUCCUCUUCAGGAAGAACUAUGCCAAAUAUGAAUUCUUCCGAAACCCCCUGAACUUUUUUCCAGAGCAUAUGGUGGCCUGGUGUCAGGAGUCUGACGGCUCGAUCCCUCAGUCACAGCUCUUACAGAACUUUCUAAACUCCAGCAGCUGUCCAGAGAUCCAGGGCUAUCUGUCCGUGAAGGAGCCCGGCCGCAGGUCCUGGAGGAAACUCUACAUGUUCCUGCGGCGCUCCGGGCUUUACUACUCCACUAAAGGAACGUCCAAGGAGCCCCGACACCUGCAGCUGCUCUCAGAUCUGGACGACAGUAACAUCUUCACCAUCAUCUCAGGCAAAAAACUCCACAACUGUCCCACAGACUUCCAGUUCUGCAUCAAGUCCAGCAAAGUGAGGAGUGACUGCAAGGAGCUGAAGAUGCUGUGUGCCGAGGACGAGCAGAGCAGAACCUGCUGGAUGACGGCCUUCAGACUGCUCAAAUAUGGGAUUGUCCUUUAUCAGAGCUACAACGUCCCCCAGCAGAGGAAGUCCAAUCUUUCGCCUUUUACAGCACCUGUGCGGAGUGUGUCUGAGAACUCUCUGGUGGCCAUGGACUUCUCCGGGAGGACCGGGCGGGUCAUCGACAACCCCCUCGAGGCCCAGAGCGCCGCCGUGGAGGAGGGACAGACGUGGAGGAAACGGAGCCAGCGUAUGAAUGUCCUGGGCAGCUCGAGCCCCCUGCACCCCUCUCUGAGCACAGUGAUCCACAGGACACAGGUAUGGUUCCAUGGUCGCAUCAUGAGGGAGGAAGCCCACAAAAUGAUCAUCCAACAAGGCCAAGUAGACGGGUUAUUCCUGUUGCGGGACAGUCAGAGUAAUGUCAAGGCAUUCGUGCUCACCUUGUGCCACCACCAGAAGAUCAAGCACUUCCAGAUCCUACCGUGUGAGGAAGACGGUCAGGUGCUCUUCAGCCUCGACGACGGCGCCACAAAAUUCACCGACUUGAUCCACCUUGUGGAGUUUUACCAGCUAAACAGAGGGGUGCUGCCCUGCAAGCUUAAACACCCGUGCACCGCCGUGGCCUUGUGACACUCCUCAACCCCGACACCUCCACCCCCUUUUUUUGCACACCUCUCUCUAACCCUGAGAUUCCGCCGCCCCCAUCUGCCCCUUCCUCACCGACGAAGGUGAGGGGAUAGAGAAGUCGAGUUUGAGGAUGUGAACUCGCCGGGCAUUGGAGAUUUUUCUGAUUUCCCCCAAUGUGGCAGCGCUUUCCUCCAGGCUUUCCGCUGUCUGGUCAAGCGUUGCAGAUCGAGGACCCGGCAGUCGGCCAACGUUGUCAUGGAGACUCGACUGUUUUGUCAUUGCUGUUGGAGAGAGGCCAUGUGAUGUGAAAACACGAGACGGCGAAAGUCUGUUUGCAGGAUGGCUGCGGGUCUCUAGGAUGGACCCCUCCCUCACCCUUUAACCUCCCACAUCCUCCAGGCCUGAUAAGCUGUGGUGCCCGCCCCACCCUCAGUCCUUCGAGGGGGGGGGGGGGGGGGGGGGGGGUGCCACCCUCUGACUUCCUCAUCAAUCAUUAGGGAUGGACGGGGAACCUCUCUGGAUCUUAUCAAACUCAAUCCAGGAGUUUCCUCAACCUUUGCAGUCCAGUCUGGAUAAGCUGACACCCUGUCCCCCCUUCCAAAAACAGAGUCGAUGCAGCCUCUCUGCUGUCCCACAAUCCCCUGGUGCAAACUCCCUCCCCCCCCCAUAUCCUGCCCUCUCCUCCUCCACAGAAGCUCAGAGAAAAAUUGGGCAGAAAAGUAGCUGAGAUAAGCAGAGCAGUGGCGAGGGUUUGCUGAAAGGACAGAGGAAUGUUUAUCAGGAGAGGCUGCAACAAGCCUCUCUUGUAGAAUUGAUUACUUGAUGUCAUUUUAAUGCUGUUUUUAUUACUGUUGAUUCAAUGCAGAACUAGUUUUGCACUCCCGGGCGGACAGACGACAGCUGUCCUCUCUAGCUAAAUGAGGCUGUCUGCUCUCCGUUCGUCCUCCUCCUCCUCCAAACCUUCCCCCCCUUCUGAAAAGCAUGCUAUGAAUUUCCAGCAGUUCUGAUUGGAUUACAGUGGCGUGGGAGCAAAGUUAGGCCCAGCAGAGUUAGGGCUGAUUAUGCCGUGCCUUUCAGAAAAAGGUUUGGGGAUAUUUUGGACCUCCGUGUGGCAACAAUAAAAAAAACGAAUGUGCGUCUCAGGACCAUGAGGAAGAGGGGGAAGACUUUUAAAUAGACUCCUGAAAAGUGUGUCCACCCCCAGGCUUCUACCAUUUUUAUUUUAUUUUUUAAUCUAAAGGGGUUAAAUCUCUUGGUGAAUUUGUCUUUGAAUGUCAUUUUUCUUCUCCUAAGUCUCUUCUGAGCUCACUGCUUGCACAUUUUAAUUAUUGAUUUGAUAUUGAUGGUUGGAGCUGUCAUGUUCGGAUUCUGACCACUGUUCCUUCACUCCAGAAAAGACAAAUCAACAAAAGCACUCCCACACCGUUUAUCCUUUUUUAUUUCUUUCUUUGUUUGUUUUAAUAUGGAAUUGAUCAAAUGACUUGAAAUGUGAACUCAGUAGAUUGUGCGUCAACACACAGUGGAAUGAGAUUCACUCGCCUUAAGUGAAAAUUGUGAGCCUUGUCUAUGAAAUCGAAGCUAUAUAUUAUAAUGCACAUACAGUAACAUAUUUCAGAUUUCAAGAGGAUGGAGUGGUAUCAGGAUAAUGUAAAAUGGCCAAGAGUUAGAUGGAAAGAUCGAUACCACUCUCAUGUCUGUACGCUGAAUUUAAAGCUAGCAAAAAGCGGCUAGUUAGCUUAGCACAAAGACACAACAGCCAGGCUCUGUGUAAAGGAAACACAAAUCCAGCACAUCUGAAGCCAGCUAAGCAACACGUUAUGAUAUAGCAACAUAUCUCUGUCUGUCUGUAUGUCUGUGGGUAUGUAUAUCCACAUGUCUCGAGAACGAUUUAUCCAAUCUGCUCCACAUUGAGCUUUUUUGUAUUUGGGCAAAAAGUGUCUCUCUCAGAAAAAUAAUUGGCCCUAAAUGCCAGGCCCAUGUGUGCAUCGAUUUGUUUCGACCAACUCCGUUUUUUCGUUAUUUUAAACAGAACGUUUCUGGACCAAGCUAAAAUAAUUUGCUUUUUAAUUUGUUAGAGUUCAAUACUGUUAAGCUAUAGCUUCCCCUCAAAGAUAGCCUAAAUUCCUUGGGUAGGGUUUAUAUUACAAAACAUUUCAUAUCUUUUGAACAAUCGCUAAUGCAACCACAUUUGGUGGAGAUGUAGAUAUGAUACCUGAGUGACCAUGACUGACAAAUGUGGCGUCAUUUGACAAAUAGAUGGCGAUGUAGCAGCAUCAUUUAUCUAUAACGGAAGGAAUCUCUGUCUGUGUAUGCAUGCAUGUCCCUUGCAUAUCUAAAGAAUCAUUCAUCCAAUUGACUUCACACUUGGGGGGUGUUUUUAUGAGGACCCAAGAGAGUGCAGUGCCGAGUCUGAAGUUGAUUGGAUGGGCGGUUCCCGAGAAAGAUACUAUCAGCCAUACCAAGGUCCACUAGUCUUUGUGGUCUAACCCGGGGUCAUCUGCUCGAGUAUUUCUCUACAUUGACUUCCUUCGCUACGUAAACUAGCUGUUGGCUAUUAGCUUCAGAUUUAAAGUGCUGACCACAAUGCCUUUAUUGGGAUAUCUUUGACCCUUUCUUUUUAGAUAUGUAUGACCUGGGGUCCAGUCUCUCAUGUGUGAAAUAAACUGAACUAAAGACAUGACAUUGGUAUCAAUCUAAUCUAAAUCUUGGUAAAAUAGCCAAUAAGUUCUUCUCCCAAAUUGUCUUCUCAAAAGUAAAAGUAAACUUGAAACAGAUUCAGAAAACAGCAAGUGAUGCAAACGUGCAUUUCGCUGCCUAUUUUCUGGUUUAGUACUGUACUUACCUUAUGUCUGCAGGUUAUUGACUAAAACAUCAUGUUCACUUAUUUCCAGUAUCUUCCACGGGAGAUUGAUAGCAUCAGAGGUGAACAUCAGGUUGUGGUGUCAGUCCCUCACAAUCAGACAAAAGGAUGUUUUUUUAUUGCAUAGCCAUUUAAAACAAAUGUAGAAGGAUACAGUCAUGAUAGAGUUGGAAGAAGCACUUUUGCCACCAGCAGUAGCCUCAGUUAACCAGAAUGCCUUGCAGCCAUCGUACGAGUGUCAGCAAGGGCCCAUACAUAUCAUUACUUGAUAAUUCAACAGAAAACUAAAUGGCACCUAUUUGGAUGAUCAAUAACCUUUUUAAAGCGAAUACUCUCGAAUAAAAUAUAGUAAACUGAAUAUCUUGAGACUCUUGGAAGGACAAACAAGCGAUUUCAAGACAUUCUUUUUCAUCCAUUCAUCAUCCAAAUUAACAAACGUAUCAAAAAAGAAGCAAUAAUUGCAGCGUUACAUAAUUUAGCUAGCUAGCUAAUGUGGCUAACGGCCAAUAUUAAUGAAACAGCAUGUUCAAGCCUAUUUCUGGUGGUUGUUGCAAAGCAUUCUGGGAGAUUAAGUAAAAAGGAUACAAGGUGGAUUCAAAUGUGGUCAUCAAAUACUAGACUUAUAAUUAAUCACUAACAAAUCAAUCUUAAAACGGUUAUGUGUAGAAUUUGAAAAAUCAAACUUUGGCACCCCCUUGUGGUCACAUGGAAAACACAUUCUCAAAAGAAAUUCAAACAUUGUGGUUUCAACAUGUCAUCUGAGUGGAUGUUCUCUAUUUAAAUAUGUCCCUUUCUGCCCUGUGGGCAUCCAAAAGACAAGAGAGACAACCCCAUAUCAUAGGAAGAAAAAGACUGGAGUGGAGGCAAGAGAGGACAUUUUUGAAGUUCUGUUGUCUUUCCGGCCCAAUCCUACUGUCGUGUGACCAGCGAGUGAAAAUACUGCAGGCAUGUGACAUACUGUAACAGCUACUUAGCCUCACCUGCACCUCCUCUUCCUCCUGUGCCAGACUCUCAGGGUUAGCACAUGGCCGUCAGACUCCCCGCAGGGCCAACUUAACCCUUUCGAUUGACUCACUGCCAGCACCAGUCGACCAAUCACGUGACUUGAAUGACUCAGUAGCUCUGCGCUCCACCAAUCAGGCCUUUUUAGUCAGCCAGGGCAGACUCUCCCCAGGGAUUGGAUAAUGCUUGAACCCCCCCCUCCCCCCCUUUCCCACCUGUGUCCAGCCUGUUAAGCUAUGGUGAAUAUGUGUGAGUGUGUGUGGAUGUGUGUGUGUGGCUAGACUGUUAUAUUCACUAUUCAGGAUUCUUCUGGUUAUCAUUACUUGCCUUUUUAGAGAGGAAGGUUGCUUGUCGGUUGGGUAAAGUCAAGCUAAGCCGAGGAUUAAAGGAGGCAGGAGCAUUCCCAGUUUUUAAGUGUGAGGUUCAUUUCCUGUCUGUUAGAGAGGGAGGAAACAACCGUCCGCCCUUCAUUUUUUUAAAUCACUGUGCUAGAAUGCAAUCCUAUACACAAGCCCAAGUAUAUGAAUAUACCAGUAUACAGUAUGUUUUCUAAGUAUGUGAAGCUAUGGAAGACGUAGAUCUAACACUGUACCUAGGUCACAGAUCACUAUGUAUGGGGCGUUAUGCUUUUGCUCAUAACUCCGUGUAAAAUGAAGAAUGAUUUAUUUAGUCCUUACUUUCCAUUAUUUGUGUGUAUAUUGACAUUACUGUGUUUUUUCUUUGGUUUGACACAAAACAAACUUUUAUAUAAAUAUAAAAAAAGAAUAUACCACAAUAUAUACAGUAUUAAAUUAAGCUGUUUCUGUUUUUAAGAGAUCAAACUGGAUUUUUGGCACGUGUCAAAUUUCUGAACAUCAGUGGUGUGUAUAAGCUGACUGCCAGCAUCCGAUUCUGAUGCCAUUUUCUUUUAAAACCACGUGUUUUUUCAAAUGUUCCCGCUUUGUCAUUUAAGGAAAACACUCCUGUAAAUGAUUGGAUUUUACACACAUACACACACACACACACAUUGGUGUUUUCUUCACCUGAGAGCACACGCACACCUAACGCCUAACCCUUCAGGAUAUUCUUAGCAGCUUUUAUACACCUUUCCACACAAUUAGUGCAAUUAUACGCUGUAGCUCAAGAGGGUUGUGCAUUUUACUAUGUCCAUUUACUCAGAUUUUUAAGGUGCAUAACAAGACAUAUUUUUCCUUAACUAAGCCUAUCCUUGCAGCAGGUGCCUCUUGUUUGUGAACGGCAUCAAGUCCUUAUUUGCCAUCCGUCCACUCACUGCGUUCAUUUUACAGUAAGCUAUAACUGUGAAGCCUACUGGAACAAAAUCCUAAAUUCAGGUCACAUACAUCCAAAAUGGUGACUCACAGUGCAGGUGAAACUGACUUUAUGUUAGUUGUGUUUUCUUUUAUUAUUUUUUUAGAUUGAAGUCAUCAUAAGCUGAAGUCAAAUAGACAUUUCAGGGAAAGAAAACAAAGAGCGAAUGAACCGUGAUCAUUUUUUCAGAAAACCCCACUGUCUUUUGCUUCAUUCUGUCUGUGCGGCUCCUGGAUCUACAUUGUAUCCUGUUCAGGUAUUUUUGUACAAAUAAGGGACUGAUAUAUUCUCUGUUAUUGGAAAUUAGAAUAAAAGACAACAUUGCUAUAAACCAAAAA